CAUCACCCUCUCCAGGCAGCAGAAAUACCCUGGGCACUCUGGAUAUAGUGGUGCUGGUAGUCUACUUUCUGCUGGUUCUGGCUGUUGGCUUCUGGUCCAUGUGGAGGACAAAGCGCAGCACGGUGGAUGGAUACUUCCUGGCAGGGAAGAACAUGACCUGGUGGCCAGUCGGUGCCUCGCUGUUUGCCAGUAACAUUGGCAGUGGUCAUUUCAUCGGCCUGGCAGGGUCAGGAGCUGCUGCAGGAAUUGGGGCUAUUGCAUACGAGUGGAAUGGUUUACUGAUGUUGCUGCUGCUGGGAUGGCUCUUCCUGCCCAUUUAUAUCGCCUCUGGGGUGAUGACCAUGCCAGAAUAUUUGCAGAGGCGCUUUGGUGGUAGAAGAACUCAGAUAUUUAUAGCUGUCCUGUCCUUAUUCAUUUACAUCUUUACAAAGAUAUCGGUGGACAUGUAUGCUGGUGCAUUGUUUAUUCAGCUCGCAUUACAAUGGAACAUCUACCUUGCUGUGGUGGUGCUGCUGUCAAUCACUGCUCUCUACACUGUAGCAGGCGGUCUGGCUGCAGUCAUCUACACAGAUGCUGUUCAAACUGCCAUCAUGCUGGCCGGAGCGCUCACCCUCAUGGGCUUCAGCUUUGCGGAGGUCGGAGGCUGGGAUGCUCUGAUGGACGGAUACCUCAACGCCAUCCCUUCAAUACGUGUGCCAAACUCAACCUGUGGCAUCCCUCGAGAGGACUCCUUCCACAUAUUCAGAGACCCGGUGAACUCUGACCUGCCUUGGCCCGGGGUCAUCAUCGGCAUGUCCAUCCCCUCCAUGUGGUACUGGUGUUCUGACCAGGUCAUCGUGCAGCGCUCCUUGGCUGCUAAAACCCUGACCCAUGCCAAAGGUGGCUCCCUCAUGGCUGCUUAUCUAAAGAUUCUGCCUUUCUUUAUUAUCAUGCUGCCUGGCAUGAUCAGCAGGAUACUUUACACAGAUGACGUGGCGUGUGCAGACCCUGAGCUGUGUAAUCAGAUUUGUGGAAACCCAGUGGGUUGUUCAGACACAGCUUACGCCAGACUGGUCAUGGAACUGCUGCCUGCAGGGCUUCGAGGUUUGAUGAUGGCGGUAAUGAUUGCUGCCCUAAUGUCCUCUCUGACCUCCAUCUUCAACAGCGCCAGCACCCUUUUCACAAUGGAUCUAUGGAAGACUUUCAGAACCCGGGCAUCCGAGUGGGAACUUAUGAUUGUGGGCAGGGUGUUUGUUCUCGUGCUGGUGGUGGUGUCUGUGCUGUGGAUUCCUGUCGUCCAGGCCAGUCAGGGUGGGCAGCUUUUUAUCUACAUCCAGUCCAUCAGCACCUACCUACAGCCCCCAGUCUCCAUCAUCUUCCUUGCAGGGUGCUUCUGGAAGAGGGCUAAUGAGAAGGGUGCAUUCUGGGGCCUGGCUAUCGGCCUGGUGGUGGGCUGCAUCCGCAUGUUGUUGGACUUCAUUUAUCCUGCGCCCCUGUGCUAUGAGGAGGAUGACAGGCCCGGGGUGUUGAAAUACGUCCAUUACCUAUACUUCUCCACGUUGCUGUCCUUCCUCACACUGGCUGUGGUGGUUGUAGUCAGCCUGGCUACAGAGGAGCCCAAACCAGAGCAGAUUAGCCGCCUCACCUGGUUCACUAGGUCCGACCCGGUGGAGCCCAAAGAGCAGGUCUAUUCAGUGGAGCGGAGCAGUCAGAGCUUAGAGGUGAUCCCUAGUCAGCUACAUGAGAUGGAAGUCACAAUAAGAGAGCAGGAGAGCAGCAACGGAAAAGCAUGUCAGCACAGGAAAGACUCCUCAUCAUCCGUGUCCAGCGUCCAGAGCCAGUCCAGGCUGAUGUCUGCCCUCUACUGGGUGUGUGGGAUGGAGAGAAGGAGGGAAGGAGUCGAUAAUCCUGUGACGCGUCCUGCACCUGAACAAGCUAUCUGUUCUCUGGAGGAAAAGCCACGACUAAGAGUCAUUGUUAACGUUAACCUCGUAAUUUGCCUCUCUGUAACUGCCUUCAUCAUCGGCUACUGGGGUUGACAGGCAGGUCAUGAAACUCUCAGUGGACACUUGGUGUGUGGGGUGGGUAAAUAACUGUGUAUAUAUUAUUUUUUCAGAGUGUGAAAAACAUUCAACUUUCUUCUUGUUUUUGGUCUUAAAACUGACAGUAAAAUUGAACAUGUUCAUACAGCGAUGUUAUUUCCUUUAAAACACACGGUUCUUUGUCAUGUUUAACAAUUCGUACAAUUUCACAACAUUGAUGCCUGAAAGAAUGCUUACGUCACAUAUUUUGAUAAAAGCUCCUCUCCUCAUCUUUUUGUAAAAUAAUAACAACUGAAAAUGAUACCCUACACUGACUACGAUGACUGAUGCAGGUGAAGUCCCCUACAGGCUUUGCAUCCACCUUUGUUUGAGGAUCAAUUACAUUUUGACAAAUAACUGAAAAGAAGCUUACAAAACUGUAAAAUGCU
Messenger RNA from Anoplopoma fimbria (sablefish), 2449 nucleotides. RefSeq names its product solute carrier family 5 member 11 (gene slc5a11). The record is from RefSeq and is a predicted model, not a curated record. The transcript is spliced from 15 exons. The coding region runs from base 99 to 2018 and encodes 639 amino acids. Gene Ontology annotation, molecular function: D-glucose:sodium symporter activity. Gene Ontology annotation, biological process: transmembrane transport. Gene Ontology annotation, cellular component: plasma membrane. Lineage: Eukaryota; Metazoa; Chordata; Actinopteri; Perciformes; Anoplopomatidae.